Molecule: messenger RNA, 1708 nt
Organism: Exophiala dermatitidis NIH/UT8656
Lineage: Eukaryota; Fungi; Ascomycota; Eurotiomycetes; Chaetothyriales; Herpotrichiellaceae
Exons: 1
Coding region: 529-1203 (224 amino acids)
Source: RefSeq, a predicted model, not a curated record
GUAAUUACAAUGUGGUCGUUCGGUGUGUCCACUCUGGAACGAAACUUGAUAUCACAAACUGUGAGGAAGGAUAAAGCAACGACAAGGCCACGGAGACUUGAUAAAACGCCUAUCUACCUCGGAUCGCGGCCUCUGAAGCCAUUCGAUCGGACAUUGCCCCGUGUUCUCAAACCCUCCGUGCGACAAAUCUCGCAGAACCAAUUCAGACGGCCCUUUUUCUUCAUAUCACCACUCGAGAUCUUCGCACACGUCGCAUUUGCAUGGAACCAGUAGCUGGACGACAGACACUGCGUAUGUUAGCGAGCACGGCCCACAGACGUGCUGUGGUCACUUACUUCCAGACCAGAAAUGCACCCGAUCCAUUCCUUGCGAAAGCGACGAGUUCGGAUGUGGGUAAUGUCAGAGGGGGUUUGACCUUGCUUGCAGUGGCCGCAGCAACCCCAGUCCUUCGGCAGGAUGUUCUUCGCGGCAGUCGCUUGAGGAAGGUCGUCGACGACAUCGGUGAUUUGCUCUGCACCAUUCGCUGGGAUGAUUGCCAAGUUUGCAUCCUCUCCGGUCACCCAUUUCCAGAGUCGGCAAAACUGCGCUGAUGCCACCCACCCUGUGAAUUGCACGGUCUUUUGUGGUCGGCCGGGAAUAAUCCAAGUCACGAUUCUAGUUCCUUGUUGGCCAUGGGCCCGGGUUGUUGCUCGUAGGUUGUGGCCGGAGGCGAGCAAAGAACGAGGGACAUUGGUAUGCCUCACAUAUUCGAGAGGCGACUGCUGUUCGAUCGUUAGUGUUUCAAGGGCAGAAGAGAAAUGGACAAACCGAGAGGCCACGCCGAAUUUGCUCAAAGAGCUUUGUGGCCGUUGUGGCAUCCGAGGCUACUCCGAGUCGAAACGAGUACAUCUCCAGAAUCUUGAUGGUCCCUUUUUGGUGCUUUCGGACCUCUAUACGAUAGGUCUCUUGGUAGACGUACACAUCCACCGAGGUGUCAAAAUCCGGAAAGGACACCGUAGCAAUCAACUGGUUAUCGGGACCAACAACUCUCAUCGCCAUGCGCCCCGAAUUGGCUCGAUCGUGCGAAAGCUGAAGGUACCAUUUUUCUGGAGUACCCUCGGCCUCCUUCCUCUUCAGAUCCCGGCUCCAUUGGAUUGCUUCGGGAUGGUCUCGGUAUUGGACGGUGCAGGAAGCCAGGUCAAUGGUCAACCAGGCAGGCUUUGAGGGGAGUUGGAUGGAGCUCAAUCUCUUGCGUCUGGGAGGCAUGCGAGGCUAUCGAAGAGAAGCGUAAAAAAUGGAACAAGACUACUAGGUUACCCUAGAGUCGUCCAGACGUCUGUAAACCAAAGAGGCUGAUGAGGAGAGGCUGGAUGCAAGAACAGAACCGCAAGGUUACCCUUGGGUUGUUCGACUCGUUGUCUGAAGCGUAGCAGAGAAAGCAGAGGCUGAAAACUCCUGGCACGGUCGAGGCUGACACAAUGACAAAAGAAACACUUGCACAAACGAAGGCGGAAUACCUGUCUAACAAGGCGGCAUAGGUUGCCCUGGCGCCUGUCACGACCGGCAAGAGAGACGAGCAGAAGGACGACUUUCUGGGACGGAUUUUAAGACGAAGGGCAGAGAAAAACGCGUGAGAGACUCACUGCGGACAGAAAGAUGAAUAUCAACGAGCAUUCUGGCAGUGUGCGUCAUAGCAGUGCGCGCCCCAUUGGCUGACAGCAUUCCCAAU